Messenger RNA from Staurois parvus, 988 nucleotides. Lineage: Eukaryota; Metazoa; Chordata; Amphibia; Anura; Ranidae. The record is from the annotation of a GenBank genome assembly.
AUGAAAGCUAUGCAGCAGCUCAUGAAGGUGUUCGUGAGUAGGAGGCUCCCCCCGGAAGGGCAGAAACUUUUAUCCCAAGCUGAAAACUACACUGUCCAACAGUGGGAUUCAGAUGAUCCUGUGCCAAGGGCUGAGUUGCUAAGCGGGGUAGCUGGAGCACAUGGUCUGCUCUGCGUCUUGUCAGACAAGAUAGAUCAGGAGGUUUCUGGACACAGCUGGGCCCAAUCUCAAGGUUAUCAGUACAUUAUCUGUGGGCUUUGACCACUUGGCAAUCAAUGAAAUAAAAAAAAAUGGAAUCAAAGUGGGCUACACACCAGAUGUUGACUGAUGCCACAGCUGAGCUAAGCGUAGCCUUACUGCUUAAACAUGUCGACGCCUGCCAGAAGCCAUACAAGAGGUGAAAAGUGGAGGAUGGAAAUCGUGGUCUCCCAUGUGGAUGUGUGGGUAUGGAUUGUCUAACAGCACUGUUGGAAUCAUUGGCUUGGGAAGAAUAGGACUGGCCAUUGCCCAACGUCUUAAACCUUUUGGUGUGAAAAAGUUUUUAUACACAGGACGUCAGCCCCGACCUGAACGUGCUGCAGUGGUUAAUGCUGAAUAUGUACCUUGUGAAAAGCUUACAGAGGAUUCAGAUUUCGUUAUAGUGUCCUGCUCUUUAACCCCUGAGACUGAAGGCCUGUGUAAUAAGGAUUUCUUUCAAAGAAUGAAGAAAACCUCAGUUUUUAUUAACAUUAGCAGAGGCACUGCAGUGAACCAGGAAGACUUGUACCAGGCGCUGGUCAGUGGACAGAUUGCAGCUGCUGGAUUAGAUGUUACUGCUCCUGAACCCUUGCCAAAAACUCACCCAUUGCUGAGUCUGAAGAAUUGCGUUAUCUUACCACACAUUGGAAGUGCCACAUUUAGUACAAGGAAUACCAUGUCUGUACUGGCAGUAAAUAAUCUACUGAGAGGCUUGGCUGGGCAGGAGAUGCCAAGUGAACUUAAGCUUUGA